Rangifer tarandus platyrhynchus (Svalbard reindeer) is the source of this 3741-nucleotide messenger RNA. The record is from the annotation of a GenBank genome assembly. Lineage: Eukaryota; Metazoa; Chordata; Mammalia; Artiodactyla; Cervidae.
AUGCAUCCAGAUUCUAGACCCUUACAGACGCUGCUGUACAUGACUCUCCUGAUGCUCUGCGCUUCUGUGAGUCCAGACUUGGCACCUUAUUUUGUUUCUGAGCCAUUGUCUGCUGUCCAGAAACCUGGUGGACCUGUAGCACUGCAUUGCUCUGCUAAACCUGUGACUGCUCGCAUCUCAUGGUUGCAUAAUGGAAAAAGGUUGGACAGAAACGUGGAGCAGAUUAAGGUUCAUCAGGGCACGUUGACUAUCCUUUCUCUUAACCCCUCACUUGCGGGUUAUUACCAGUGCGUUGCCAACAACAGCAUCGGUGCCAUCCUGAGUGGUCCUGCAACCAUAUCCACUGCAGUUCUUGGUGAUUUUGGUGCAUCCACAAAACAUGUUAUCACGGCAGAAGAAAAGAGUACCGGUUUCAUUGGCUGCAAGGUACCAGACAGUAACCCCAAAGCUGAAGUGCGCUAUAAAAUCAGGGGAAAGUGGCUGAAGCGGUCCACAGAGAAUUAUCUAAUCCUUCCUUCAGGAAAUCUUCAGAUUUUGAAUGUAUCCUUAGAGGACAAAGGAUCGUAUAAAUGUGCAGCUUUUAAUCCUAUCACACAUGAGUUAAAAGUUGAACCCACUGGCCAAAAGCUCCUUGUGAGUCGUCCUUCUUCAGAUGACUUUCACAUUCUUCACCCCACCUUUUCACAGGCAUUAGCCGUUCUCUCUCGUAGCCCCGUGACCCUGGAGUGUGUGGUGAGUGGGGUCCCGGCCUCUCAUGUGCGCUGGCUGAAGGAUGGUCAGGAUGCGGUGGUGGGAGGCACGUGGAGAAGGCUGUAUACGCAUCUUGCCACGGACAGCAUUGACCCAGCGGACUCCGGCAACUACUCUUGUGUGGUGGGGAACAAGUCUGGAGAUGCCAAACACGUGUCUUACGUGGUGAAUGUACUUGAACGUGCUUCAAUUUCUAAAGGACUGCAGGAUCAGACAGUGUCUCUAGGUGCGACAGUACAAUUCACGUGUGAAGUUCAUGGGAACCCAGCGCCCAACCGUACCUGGUUUCACAAUGCCCAGCCUAUUUACUCUUCCCCACGACAUCUAACUGUGGGAAAUGGAUUGAAAAUCAGUGGUGUUACCAUGGAAGAUUCCGGGCUGUAUCAGUGUGUAGCAGAUAAUGGGAUUGGAUUUACACAGUCUACUGGGAGACUUGAAAUUGAAAAAGGCAGUGGACUCAAGCCCAUUAUAGUUAGAGCGCCAACAAGUGCAGAGGUGGCCAUUGGUGACUCUGUGACUUUGUCCUGCAAUGCCACUGGGGUACCGGUGCCCACCAUCCGUUGGUACGACAAGCACGGAUUGAUAACCAGUCAUCUGUCUCAAGCUCUUAGAUCUAAAUCCCGAAAACCCCACUUAUUAAGACCUGGGAGUUCUGACCCAGAGCCUGUCACAUCCCGGGCGGGCUCAGGCUCUCUGCACAUUCAGGCUGUUACUCGGGAACACGCCGGGAAGUACACCUGUGAAGCCACAAACACACAUGGCACCACACGGUCGGAAGCCGUCCUUAUGGUUGUUCCUUUUGAGACAGACACCAAAGCAGAAAUAGUCACAUCUUCUGAUCCCACUCAGAAUGAUAAAAGUGAUGAUUCAGAAACUGGAUCAUUGAGCUCAUUUCCGGAGAAAGAACAUUCCAGUGCCAAGGAAUCAUCAUCAGAGAAAAAUGCUAGUGGCACCUCUGUCCCUGACGCCCCCAUCAUUCUGAGCCCCCCUCAGACACACACACCAGACACCUACAACCUGGUCUGGAGGGCAGGGAAGGAUGGCGGGCUGCCCAUCAAUGCCUAUUUCGUGAAGUACCGAAAGCUGGAAGAUGGUGUUGGUGUCGUGGGGAGCUGGCACACAGUUCGAGUCCCAGGAAGUGAGAAUGAGCUCCAUUUAACGGAACUGGAGCCAUCGAGCCUCUACGAAGUUUUGAUGGUGGCGAGGAGUGCAGCUGGGGAAGGACAGCCUGCCAUGCUCACCUUCCGAACCAGCAAAGAGAAAACAGCAUCGUCCAAAAAUACCCAGGCCUCCUCUCCACCUGUGGGCAUCCCUAAGAGCCCUGUUGUUUCAGAGGCUGCAGACAACUUCGGAGUGGUGCUCACAGAUUCCUCUAGGCAUAGUGGAGUCCCAGAGGCACCUGACCGGCCUACUAUCUCCACUGCAUCAGAGACGUCUGUCUAUGUCACAUGGAUUCCUCGGGCCAACGGGGGCUCUCCAAUCACUGCCUUCAAGGUCGAAUAUAAACGGAUGAGGACUAGUGAUUGGCUGGUGGCAGCUGAAGACAUCCCUCCUUCUAAGCUUUCUGUGGAAGUUCGUAGCUUAGAGCCAGGUUCAACAUACAAAUUUAGGGUCAUUGCUAUCAACCAUUAUGGUGAGAGUUUUCGGAGUUCAGCUUCUCGUCCGUACCAGGUGGCUGGGUUCCCCAAUCGCUUUUCUAACCGUCCAAUAACUGGACCUCACAUUGCAUACACAGAAGCUGUCAGUGAUACUCAGAUCAUGCUAAAGUGGACGUACAUUCCGUCGAGUAACAAUAACACUCCCAUCCAAGGGUUUUAUAUCUAUUACCGGCCAACGGAUAGCGACAAUGACAGCGAUUACAAGAGGGAUGUUGUGGAAGGUUCAAAGCAGUGGCACAUGAUCGGCCACCUGCAGCCAGAAACCUCCUAUGAUAUUAAAAUGCAAUGCUUCAAUGAAGGAGGAGAGAGCGAGUUCAGUAACGUGAUGAUCUGUGAAACAAAAGUGAAACGGGUCCCUGGAGCUUCUGAGUAUCCCAUCAAAGACUUGAGCACCCCUCCAAAUUCCUCGGGGAGUGGCGGGAACGUGGGCCCUGCCGCCAGCCCCACCAGAAGCAGCGACAUGCUGUACCUGAUCGUUGGCUGUGUGCUGGGGGUGAUGGUGCUCAUUCUCAUGGCUUUCAUUGCCAUGUGCCUGUGGAAGAACCGCCAGCAGAACACCAUACAGAAAUACGACCCACCAGGCUAUCUCUACCAAGGGUCAGAUGUCAAUGGGCAGAUGGUGGAAUACACCACUCUGCCUGGCACAAACCGGAUAAAUGGAAGUGUUCAUGGAAGCUUCAGCAAUGGCUGCUCACAUCUGCACCACAAAGUCCCCAAUGGAGUCAGCGGGAGCUUAAAUGGAGGGCUCUACUCCGGGCACGUGAGCUCUCUAACCAGAACACGUGUGGAUUUUGAACAUCCUCGUCAUCUAGUGAACGGUGGUGGCCUGUACACAGCGGUACCUCCAACUGACCCGAUGGAGUGCAUUAACUGUCGAAAUUGUCGGAACAACAAUAGGUGUUUCACCAAAGCCAGCAGCACUUUCAGCAGCAGCCCCCUUCCUGUGGUCCCAGUGAUAGCACCUUAUCCUCAAGAGGGUUUGGAAAUGAAGCCCUUCAGUCACAUGAAGAUGCCUGUGUGUCUGGCUUCCACAGUCCCCGACUGUGUUCAGUCACCCGAGGAGGGCAUCGCCGAGGACAUGACACCAACACCUGCUCAGCCGAUUUGCUGUCAAGACAAUAGAGAUGCGACCAACUCUGACUGUGUGGAAGAUACAGCAGAGUUCCACAGAGGAGACAGCUGUGUGCCCUCAGAAGCUGAGAGCAUUUUAAGUUUUAAUCCUCUUAUUUUGCCACCUGUCUCAAAGGACUGUACUGAAAAGACACCAUGGUGCCCUCCUGGCACUCCUGUAGACAGUCCUCCAGGCGUCCUUCAGCAAUCCCAGGAGACCUGA